Molecule: messenger RNA, 1685 nt
Organism: Chanos chanos (milkfish)
Lineage: Eukaryota; Metazoa; Chordata; Actinopteri; Gonorynchiformes; Chanidae
Gene: rgn
Product: regucalcin
Exons: 7
Coding region: 104-994 (296 amino acids)
Biological process (GO): L-ascorbic acid biosynthetic process
Molecular function (GO): calcium ion binding; gluconolactonase activity; enzyme regulator activity
Source: RefSeq, a predicted model, not a curated record
AAUCAGUAACACGGCGUCAAACAGACAUUCUGCACAACACAGUCAAGGGAGAGCAGUGAGAACUGUUGAAAGAGCCUACUCGACUGAACCACCGUCAAAGGUCAUGGCCUCUCCAAGAGUCGAAUGUGUUGUGAAAGAGAGGAGUGAGAUUGGGGAGGGUCCAGUGUGGGAGGAAAAAGAAAGCAUUCUUCUGUAUGUGGAUGUCUGUGGUAGGCGCGUGAGCAGAUGGAACUCGGCAACCAAUCAAAUACAAAGUCUUACCACAGAGAAAUUUGUGGGAUGCGUGGUUCCGCGGACGUCAGGAGGUUACAUAGUAUGCGAGGGGAGACGCUUCGCAGCAUUAGACUGGGAGAAGCGAAGCCUGACCACCAUUGCUGAGGUGGAUAGCGACAAAGUCAACAAUCGCUUCAACGACGGCAAAGUCGAUCCAGCUGGCAGGUUUUUCGCAGGCACAAUGCUCCUAGACUGGGAGCAGGGACGUAGAGAUGGUUCUUUGUACUCUUUGCAUCCUGACAACAAAGUAGUCAAACACUUUGACAACGUGGGCAUCUCUAACGGCCUGGACUGGUCUCUGGACCAUCGAGUCUUCUACUACAUCGACAGUUUGAACUACAUGGUAGAGGCCUUUGAUUACAACAAACAGACCGGCAGCAUCUCUAAUCGCAGAUCAGUAUACAAACUGGAGAAAGAAGAGGGUGUGCCUGAUGGUAUGACCAUUGAUAAUGAGGGAAAGCUCUGGGUUGCCUGCUUUGAUGGAGGAAGAGUGCUACGUAUUGACCCACAGACAGGCGCUAGAGUUCAGACAGUAAAGCUGCCAGCUCAGAAGAUCACAUCCGUCUGUUUUGGUGGAAAAGACUACAGUGAUCUGUAUGUAACAUCAGCCUCCCUUGGGCUGGACGACCAGGAGCUGGCCAAACAACCCGAAGCAGGAUGCAUAUUUAGGGUUACAGGUCUCGGUGUGAAAGGACUUCCUCCUAAUUCAUUCGCUGGUUGAAAUUUCAGUGAAAUCUAUUCCCGUUAGCUGUAUCAGAAAAGGAAUUGCAUUGAUCUAACACUUCAUAACAAUGUCUCAAUCACAAACAAAACUAUUCUUAAAUUGUGUUAGAAAUCCGUUAAAGCAUUGUUUGAUUGGUUUCUCAUCAGCAUGAAAAACCUCAGCUUUGAAGGCAGUAUGCGAUGGAUUACAGCAAUCUAGCUGUGCCAGACUGAUCAUGCAUCAGAUUGAUGGACAAUUUUUAAAACGGACCUAAAAUGGAUAAUGAAAAGGGUCUUUGGAUAAUCCUUUGGAAUUAAAAAGUGUACAUGAAUGAAGCAGGAGUUGACUUUGACAUGUUUUCAUGUCUUGCAUUUUGCAUUAUGCUUCAGAUAAUUUCGUAAGGGAUAAUGUUCAUCUGCAGAUAAUACUAAUAUACAGCAUUACCAGUAGAAUAAGUAUUACCAAUACAGGUAAUAUUUAAUACACUACCGUGUAUUAAAUAUUACCUGUAUUGGUAAUACUUAUUCUACUGGUAAUGUUUUACCAGUCUAAUGGUAAAACAUUAAUGUCUUCCAUUAGCUUUUGUGUAAUGAGCUUGAAGUUUGGAAAUUAAAAGUGAAAGUGUAAGGUUAUCACAAAUGAAGAACAACUGGAGGAAUGUAAAACAUUUUUAGGUGAAUGCAUUAAGAAAAUAAAAAGGAAAAAUGAA